This is a messenger RNA of Galdieria sulphuraria, 1849 nucleotides long. RefSeq lists its product as uncharacterized. The coding region runs from base 166 to 1212 and encodes 348 amino acids. The record is from RefSeq and is a predicted model, not a curated record. The transcript has 4 exons. Lineage: Eukaryota; Rhodophyta; Bangiophyceae; Galdieriales; Galdieriaceae.
UAUGAUAUCAUUUUUUCAGAGUCGAUCAACGAGCCAAUAGACAAAUAGUUGACCUUUACAAAAAUCACAAGUUUUAUUGGAUUUUUGCAAAACACUGUUAGAUCUUACUCUGUAAUCGGGUGGCCUAUAUUUUUUGUGUAUGAAGACAAACAUAACUUUGUUGUCAUGACACUAUUUUCUCUCCGUCUAUUACGACACCCAGUAACAAAAGACUUUUUUGCAGAAACAGUGGAAACUUCCCUUCCACAGUUUCGCAAAGAAAGUAUGGUUGGCCUUGAAGUAACUUUUGACGUAGAAGGAAUCAGAAAGCAAGAAAACCUGCUAAUUUUCCCUUUAGGCAUAGUUAGUGGUCUCUUUAUUGGUUCGGUUGUUGGAGAGCCUCAUAGUAUCAUCAAGGAUUAUGGACAAGGCCGUUUCAUAAGUCCACCUUCUUGUAGAAGAUUUGCGCUAGAUUUGGAAAAACAAGAAUUUCUGGAAGUCAGUUGGUAUUUGGACAAACAACUUUUGUUGGUGAAUUGGGUUCAUUUUCCAACAAAUUCUCACUGUCUCUCUUACUUUGUUAUAUAUGAGGCACCUGUACCAGGGAAGCUGCCGCAUAAACUCUAUAAAAGUGUCGAAAUGAUAUCUCAAUUUGAUCCAAAACUGGAGAACAACCAUAGCUUCAGUUUGUGGUUUGAAGGUUGUUCUUUAUCAAAGGAAAAUCGUUCUUUACCUAUAUGUAAUGUUCCUGAAGUGAAGUCAUUUUUCCAGAAAAUUAUAGCUGCAAAGAGUGGUAUAGUUCGAAUCACAGAAUAUUUGGAUAAUGGAAACAGUGUAACAGUUGAUCAACUGGCAAGAUUCUUUUCGUAUGUAAGGAUUUUGCAAGAUACUGAGUUGGCGAGUUACCCAUUUUUACAAAAAACUCGAAAUUAUGCAAUAAGUCAGUUGCCGUUUAUAGAAACAGAUAAUGCUUCUGAAGGAAUUCGACAACUGCUACAUGGACAACAACAAAUGAAUAGCAAUGAACAGUAUUCGUGGAUGCCCAGAGAAGUCACCAAUCAGAGGACUUAUAAAAGAUUGAAGGGAUCCAAAGAGGAGUCUACAGCUAUGAAAGACCAUCAAGUGGACUGUCAAUUCUGUAAGCAUAAAGGAAACACGAGUCGUAACGAUGCUCAUGUUCCUAGUUGGAUAGAUACCUGGAACUCCUUGUCUAGUGAAGAAUCACUUAAAUAGUCAGCGUUAUUCAUUAUAAUGAAAAACUCUCUGAUUUGAAAUAAACAAAAUAUUUAUUGAUGGACAACUGCUUUUUGGGUACAACUUUGUUGUUGGCUUUUAACAAAUAUUGCUUCUCGCCUCUAUUCCAAAUGUUAUUCAUUGGAGAGUUGUUCAUAUGCAAGUACAUUAUAGUUAUACGAAGUUUUGUACAUGUUCCUGAUUCGACUGCAAUCGUCGGAGAAAGGUCGUUUGACUCAUUUGCUGCAUAUCAAAGCUACAAGAGAGUUGGAACGAUUGAGUUCUUAUUGAAAUCAAGCGGUAAGAAUGGACGUCAUCUCAGUAUGAAGGGAUAGAGCUCAUAUUUUACAACUGUGCAAAAGCUGAUGAUCGUUCUCUGAGGAAAUCCAUAUUUCGGUUUGUUGACCAAAAGUUUGGUAAGCGUUCUCCACAGUGUUGUCAAUAGUUAUUGGAAUGUUAUUCUUGUUCAGGAACUUGAAUUGGCAACGUUAGAGAAGCUAGUUACUAUAAUCGUCACCUUGAUGAAGAAACAUUUCAAUUGACACAAUACUGUAUUCUCAUACUUUUACGAAAUGACGAGGAAAAACUCGAGAAAUUACAUUAGUUGGAUACUUGUAGACGUUUGAUUUCAACUCCA